This is a messenger RNA of Cryptococcus deneoformans JEC21, 2979 nucleotides long. RefSeq lists its product as hypothetical. Bases 317 to 2827 code for a protein of 836 amino acids. The transcript is spliced from 3 exons. Lineage: Eukaryota; Fungi; Basidiomycota; Tremellomycetes; Tremellales; Cryptococcaceae. The record is from RefSeq and is a predicted model, not a curated record.
GUCGAGCAUGAACCGAUAGGGCAGAGCAUAUAUUACAUACCCACCCCGUUAUCCCAUGCCCCAAGCCUGGCGCGCCUCACUCUGCCGCCCUCUGUCGCCCUACUUGCGCUUCCCACCACUGCACACCUCGGCCGCCGGCGCCAGCAGCUGUGUCUCCCCCCCACGGCCACUGCACCGUUUGUUCUCGGCCUCCGGACUGUAUUUCCUGUCCUGAUUAUAUAUCGCCGCCCUUGCUUUCACUCCUGCGCCCCUCCCCUCCCCACCGUGUGCCCACUCCCUUGUCCUUCAGACGCGCCAACAUCCACCACGCUCCACCAUGCCUUUCCUACAGACCCUCAACGACCUCAAGGACUUCACAAACAGCAUCAAUCCUCUCAACUUCCUCAGUCCAGACCACCAGCCGUCUCCCACACCUCCUCCAGCCUCUCCCGCCCGACCCGCUGCUCCACCCGACCAAUCCGAAGCAGGUCCCGGCCCCUCAUCCCUCGCGUCGCGCAACUCAGCCGCAGUCAAUCAACGUUCCAUAUAUUCUUCUCCCGCAGAGUCUCCCCGCCCCUCUCCCAAGCACUCCAGUUCUUCCUCCUUGCCUCCCUCUUCAGAUUCUGCAGAGAGUGUCCCGAUAACCAGGGGUGCCGGCGCAGCCAAUGCCACUGGCCGAAGGAAAAGUUCGGGCACCAGCGUCAUGAUAGCAGAGCCAGAAGUGACCAACAUGGCAAGAGGCAGACAGAAAAGGACGCCCAGUGUGGCCAGCGGCACCAGUGGACUCGGUGACGAUGGUCUCAGCGAUCGUCGAGGGAAGAAGAACCCGCCGGAUACAUAUAUCAUUGUCAAGCCUCCCCCCGCAACAGCAAAGAACCCAUUAAAUCUACAAAUACAGCUAGUUGUGAAGCGCAAUCGCCGAGAACGAGGAAUAUCGACAUCGUCCAACUACUCAUCCUUGGGAAGUUCUCCUGCCGACGACCGUGAUGUGAAAUCACAACCUCCGGCCACACCGAACCUUCCGACGUCUGUUCCCAUGUUACCCUCCGCGUCCAUGACAGGUAGAUCGUCCUCGUUACCAGCGUCUGCAGCUACUUCAGAUGUUUCCGACGAGGAUGUCUCCGUCAAACGAUCAUCAUCCAUUAGGUCAGGCAUGUCGAACGCCACAAGUAGUACCGGCAGUGGUAUGUCUGGCAAGCGUAUCGAACCAAUGUUUAAUCUGGCUGUGCACAAUGUGGUUCAUCCAACAGUUGUUACGGAUGCUGCGACAGACGUAAAGGUCGCCAAGUUUCACAAGCGCGUCGUGGACGUUUCCGGUGUCGGCAUUGUCGAGCCCUCUGAAAUCCACCUCCCUUCCGCCUCCAAUCAUCUGUACCCGACCAUUUCACGGGUAACAUCACAUGUUACAUCCGACGGCGAAUCACUGCAAACGCCUUCUACGAAAGCCCGCCCUCUAUCUACUGCAUCCUUUAGCCCUUCCCUUUCGCCUGUGAACACUGCUCACCAAGAAGAAGGUCGAGGUAUUCGAUCGAGUCUUGAAUUAAAAGGUUUCCGACUGGAUAGUCUUCGGCAUCAAAAGCCCGACUCGGGUGACAGCAAUGCGAAAAAGUUGUUUGGCAAAAUUUUCAAAAAGAAGAAGAAUGGAGAAAGAGCCGAAGACGUGGCCAUCAACAUGAGUCGGUCUGGAUCGACCUCGUCCAUCGAUCCAAAGAGUACUUCAAGUAUACCCCAGGACGCAGCGUCCACCAACGGGUCAACUGCGGCGGGCAGGGCAAGUAUCAGUACAGCCUCUGACUUUCACCACCCCACGCCGUCCGCUAUUGGCUACCCAACUUUUGGGACGUCGCCAACCAUUGUCGUUCGUCAGCCUCCUUCCGUCGCGCAAGAAUCUCGUUUGAAGCCCGAACUUUAUUCUCCUACUGAAAAACACCAUACCAAUUCAUCUUCAGCAGUAUCUUCGCGUUCUCGACCCAUCGGUUACAAUUGGACAGUCCGCCGUUGGGCGCGACGCAAUUCGGAAGGGUGGGCGGCCCACCUUGUGGCGGCCGCUGCUGCGGGGCUCGAAUUGGUUGGCGCUGCAGAGAUGGCUGGCGAGAAUGAAGUCCAGUUUGAGUGGGUGAAAGGCGUCUCUGAGCCUGAUGAGAAACCGAGACAGAGGACGUUGGGCGUUGGAAAGCCAGGGAUUAGUCCGGGACCGCCAAAGGGACGGGCCGUCUCCGCUCCUGGACGUAGUAUAUCGAGUGAAACAGGUCCUAAAUCGUCAAGGAGGAUAGCAUCUCCGAUGCCUUCAACUCCCUCCUCUCCUGCUCCUUCAAGACCCCCUUCUCCAUCACUCGAUAGCCGACCCGAGCCCGUCCGGCGAGUGUCAGCAGCCGCAUCUACAUCGUCUUCGGCAGCUUCAUCAAAGGGAGUCCCAAGCGUCGCUGUUGACAGUGCAGUGGCCGGCGGUGACACAACUGCAGAGGAAGGCGAUAGUUCUGAAACGGAGGACAGUGAGACCCCUUGGUCGUGUUGGGUCUGGGUGAAAAACACUGGUCAGAGGCAGUUGCUCGGCACGCUUACACCAGCGCCACACCACCCCAAAGUCGUUGCCGUGCUCAAGAUCCCCAUGAGUCUUGAUCCCGUUUCGCUCACAGAUAUCAAGGGGCCCGUCGUGGACGCGAAUGGCGAGCAGGGGCACCAGACGGCGAUGGCGAUGAAAAAGAUCAAGGAAAAUGUGGCUCUCACAGAGGAAAAUUUAAAAGACAUGAUCUGCGUCACCGCGCUGUGGUUGGUAGCCAGGGAAGAGUAUGGAGGUCUGGGAAGAGUUGGUGGUGGAAGGAGAAGAAGGGGAAGGAGACUCGCAUAAACAAGUGUAAAACUAAAGCGUUCUUUUAUAAUAAUAAUUCAAGGUCCCGGCAUUAGCUCUUCUCAGUAAUUUCUGUAUAUUUAUCGACAUUCCCACAUUGACCAAAGUAUUAUUCAAAGUAUUAUUACUACUGUAUAUUACGACAAUUAUAC